GCAAAUACAUAAUGUUCCUAUUAAGGCUGUUAAUUACUUAUGCUGUGCUUUUGCCAACUAGCUAGCUAGCAAGCUUACUUGGGCUAGCGCUAAUGUUAGACACUCUUCGAUUGAUUGCAAAAUUAGCUACAUUUUGGUGAGAUGGGCAUCUUUUACAGCUAAUUUCACAGUCAGAUUAUAUAUUUUGUGUUUGAAUCUGUAGUUCUGUCAUUAGUUAUGUCAUGUUAUUCACUUGGUUUUAAGUGAUGCAAUCUGGAAUCCAACAUUCCCAGAGCUAACGUUAGCUAGCCAACUGUCAAUUUGCCCAUGGUGUCAGUCUGAGAUGCAAGUACAGUCCCUAACUAAUAUAAUACUAGUAUCUAAUAUACUAAUAACUGAACCAGUAUCUGGGCAGAAGAGACGAUGAAUAUGACGAGUUCAUCGCCUCCUCUGCCCAGAUACUGGUUCAACUAAUACCUAGCUACCAUAUAGCUAUGUUGUUUAGCUAACUAGUUAACUUCACAUAGACAUAACGUUAACGUGUUUAACUUCUGUUUCUGGCAAGCUAUUAGCUACUUGGCCAACUAGUUUUUUUUUUGUGCCUUAUUUUAGCAGCUAACUUUAAUUAAUUAGUGCAAAUGUAGGGUCAUUAGACAAAUUGUUGAACUUGUGAACAUAAUCGUUGAGGGAUGUGCAAUGUCAACAAACAAUGUCAAUGCCACCAUCAGCUGUCAGAUGACAAGUGUCAUUUUUUCCUUUUUCCCCUCGAUGAGCCACUAUUAAACAUGAAUUCCUUCCACAACUUGUGUGGAGCGACCAGAGAUCACCCAAACCGAUGAGGUUUUACUGAUCCAGUUAAGAUUGUGUUCCCUUUUCCACAUUUGACAAGCGGAAAGAAUGUCGGAAAGGGCCGAUGAUGACGUCAGGGGGGAGCAGCGCAGAGUGGCCAGGCAGCUGAAGCAGCAACAGCAGCAGAUCCAGCGGGGAGAAGGCUCCACAGCAAUGGCGACUGGUGCGGAGCGCAGAUCCAUGCCUAGUCCAGAAAUAAUGUUGGGACAGCCUUGGAGCAGCUGGGUCGAUGCUGCCAAACUCCACGGCAACGACGGUGCUGAAUCAGAGGAAAGUUUGAAAGAGUUCGGGAAAAAUCGAGAAGCCAUGCGACUGUGCAGAGAUGACAUGCCCAUAUUUGGCCAGUGUCCAGCACAGGACGACUUCUACCUGGUGAUGUGCAGCCACUGCAGUCAGGUGGUGAAACCCCAGGCCUUCCAAGCGCACUACGAGAGAAGACACAGCUCGUCCAGUAAGCCCACCUCCACCUUCGCCCCCUCCUCAGCCUUCCCCCUGUCUGCUCUGUCUCGGAGCAGGAGCAGUGGGACGGGUGGUGGGGGUGUCAGUGGAGGGGCCAUGGGCCGCUCUUCCAGUGGGACCAGCACCUCGUCCAACUCCAAAAUCCUCAAACCAGCCAAAGAGAAGCUACCAGGCAUUCAGCAGAGACCUCACUUCCCUCCCUCACUUCUGCUCAACGACAAGAUCCUGACCCCUGCGGUCAAAGUGGAUAAGAUGCGUCUGAAGGUGGAUUCGUCAGCCAAGCUUGUGCAGGUUCCCUCGGCCCACUUAUUGUCCUCUUCCUCCAGCAGCACUGUGAGCUCCUCGUCACCCCUGAAGCCAGGCCUUAACUGUCCCUCCAUACCAAAGGCUCCCCUGCUUGCCCCCGGCCAGAUCCCCAACGGCAAGGGCCACCUCUCCCUCUCUGCCCUGGACAAGAAGCAGGACAACAGCACCAGUAGCAGACAACACCUCUACAAGAGACUGUCAGAACGUGAGUUUAAUCCAGAUAUCCACUGUGGGGUCCUGGAUAUGACAGCUCGGAAGCCAUGCACACGAUCCCUAACAUGCAAGACACAUUCCCUAAGCCAGCGGAGGGCAGUGCUGGGCCGGAGGAAACGCUUCGAUACACUGUUGGCCGAGCACAAAAGCAAAGCCCGGGAACGGGAACUGCAGCACCCCCACCCCCUGCAGACCACCCCUCUCAGGGAACCCCACCCCUCCCCCUCACGACUAGCCCCCCACCACGACGCCCACCAGGUCGCUCAUGGCAACGGAGCCACCGACGCCACCAAGCCUUUGGCGUUUGGCAAGCCCAAACCUCACAAUCUUGGUCUUCCACGCAUUAUCUCGGAUGGAGGUGGGGGUACCCCGGGAGACCCCCACCACGCUACGUCCGCUCCUGACGGGGGCUCCCGCCUUUCCAGUGACGAGGGGGAGAACGAUGAGCGGGAGGAGGGCACAGACAAACUGGACUGUCACUAUUCAGGUUACCACCCACGGCCGGCAGCUUUUUGUACCUUUGGAAGUCAACUGUUUGGGAAAAGCUGCUACUCGUUUGACCGGCGCUGGGAUCGAAUGCGAUGUGCUCUUACCGCCAUGAUGGACAAGCACGUCAACACUCAGAUGUGGAAAAAAAUCCCUUUCGCCUUGGAGAACUCCUCCUCUUCUUCUUCCUCUGCGCCGGCCCACAGGACAACCACAAACUCCUUGUCCUCAUCACACGGUAGCGCCCCUGCUUCGGGCUUCCUCAGCCCCUCCUCUGCGCCCCUUCCACCCCCCUACACUCAGUCCUACGACAGCAAGUCUGUGCUCUCGUACGGGACCACCUUAAACGCCCGUGCCUCCCCCCAGGGCGCGGCCGACCACCCUGCCUACAGCGCAGCACAGGCCAGACAAGUGUCUUCGUCGCCCCAGAUGCCUUCAGCCCACUCCUCGGUCCCCUCCCUGUCCUCAGGACGACCGCUCAAGUCCAGAUCCAGCGGCAAGUCCUUCAGACCCCGGGAGUCCUCUUCCACAGCUGCCAUAACCAACUCCACCAGCGGGGGCAGCAGUGGAGGAAGCAGCAGCAGCAGCAGCCUCAGCUCGGGGAAGAAGAGGAAGAACAGCUCCCUCCCUACAUCGUCUCACGCUACCACCUACUCCUCAGAGUCCUCUUCCUCUUCCAACACCACCUCUUCCUCCUUCAAGAAGAACUGCACAGUUCACAGUGGCAGCUCAGGGAGCACGUACCACCAUGCCUCGCUAGUCCCCUCCUCCUCCUCGUCUCACAGCGGCGUCCACAGUGUGGGACUCAACUGUGGCCCCAACGCCCGGACCAACUCCCUCAGUCUGAAGGCAGAGCCGUCGGGGCCAGCGGGGUUGUCGGGGCCCGGGGUCAGAGGCCCCCCCUCGGGCAGCCCGGCCGAGUCCAUCAAGAGGAUGAGUGUAGUGAUGAACAGCAGUGACUCCACCCUCUCCCUGGGGCCCUUUGUCCACCAGGCCUCAGAGCACCACAGCAGCUUCAGCCAUGCCCACACUGACGGCCGCCUGGAGGGGAAGAAACGCAAGGGCUCCCCCGCUGUCAGCUCCAUCAACAGUGGAGGAGGUGGUGGUUUAGGGGGCGGUGGCGGGGGGCCGGGCAGGCCCAAAGUGGCCAAGUCUCCAGCCAUCAACAACAUCCACAGCAAACAUGGACGCACAAUCCCAGGAGCCACGGGGCUCCCCAACAACUCCCUCAUCCAUCAGCCAAAGGCCCGCCCCUGACAGCGAUGGCUGGGUUCUCUGUAUGGAACCGAGGGGCGGAUGAAGAGGAGGCAACCUGUGCGCUGCUCUGGACUGCACAAGGCCUUCUAAUACGUUACUCUCAGCUUCCCAAGAUCCUCAGGGUGGAGAUGAUCUGGACAGCCCAGUGACGUCACUGUUAUCGUCUAUAGUGUAACUAUUCCUCCCAAAGCCAUGUAGGAGCGCCAUGUGGAGGUGGCAGGCGUUAACACCCGGGGUGGGUCACACUUGGCCCCCUGUCAGUCAGUGUACCGAGGUAGAUCUUCCUAUGGGGAAGACAGGAGAGAAAAGGAGGAAGUAGGAGCCUGCCUGCCCUUUGACCUAUUGUUUAAAUUCCAGAGGUACGGAGGAAGGGAAAAGUGCUGGCACAACAGCCAUGGCACUGCCCACCAACCGUCAUGACGCAGAGCCACUGGGAUUGACUGGAGAGCCCUCUUGCCGCAAUCUGUUGGCUUCCGAUGAUCUCUUCCGUGGUGUGUGUGUGUGUGUGUGUGUGUGUGUGUGUGUGUGUGUGUGACUUUAGGUUCUACUGGAAAUUCAAAUGUACACCUCCACGCCUGAACUCAGAAGCCUUGGAAGGAGAGGGCAGGAUAAGGAAAAACUGUCAGUUGCAACACUUCGAACACAAUCACAUUGUUGUUUUUUAAUCCUUCCACUACAUUUUGUCGGUUGGUUUUAAUCCGUGUGACGUGUGCGUACAUAACGUCAGGUUAUGUAUAGUAGCCAGAGAUGAACCACAUGAGGAGCAGAUUCAGUCAAUUCUAUAUAUGAGUUCCAUACAUGACCCAAACAAUUAUGCAAGUGUUACUUUUUUAUGUUUCUUAUGUUUUUCACUGAAUUUAACUACAAAAAUCUGUGUGGAGAUGGGGAAGAAAGUAAAUUGUGCAUGCAUAUGUGAAAAAAGGAUGCCUGAUACGACAAUUUGAUUGAACGGUUGUGAAAGAGGGACUACUUGUCUUGAGGACAAGUGUUAAUUCCUACAAUAUUUUUAUCUUACAAAUGAACAGCUACAGUAGACCUAGCCCUAACUGUGAACAGCACUAAACAAACACAGACCCACUACUUGCUUUAGGACAUUUUAAGUCGGGCUUAUUUGCCCCAAAAGCUAGCCAAAGGCAGCCAUCUGUUUCUCCCACCCUAGUCUGUAACCACUAUGCCAGCUUUGGCUAUUGGCUAUUAGGAUUUCCAUUCCGGUACCUUCAGUUAUGUCACAAUACAGUGUUGUAGAGGGGUUUGUCAUGACUCGCAUCACACUUGUCCUUCGUCAAAGCACGGAGUCUUAAACUGGCAAUACUUCUCCGUCUGUCUCUGAGAUGAUGCUCCUUGGGAUCGUGUUUUUUUGGGGGUGCGAGAUUCAUGGAGAUGGCUUCAGAGUAGGUUACUACUUUUUGUAACUCCUGUAAAUUUCGUAAACUCCACUGAUGUCAGGCAGCGAGCUUAGCUGAGGAGCCGAGUAUUUUCUAUCUUACUUUCGCUUUUUCUUGUAUGAAUUGAACAAAUAUCGAAGUAUCCCUAUUUCAGAAUACAUAUUUUAUUAACAAAUUGUACAUAUUGAAAUAUGUAUUUUUGCACAGGCAUUUUCUUAUACAAUUUUUUGGGGUACAAUUGAGAUCAUUAUUAUUUAUUUAGUAAAUGAAAGAACAAGUUUAAGAACUUAACUUAUUUGAAGUGGUUCACUGCCAAGUCUAUAAUGCAAUAGGCCUAUAACUAGAGGUUGAAGCAUCUCAUGAAUCAUGUACUGGGAUCCUUUAAAACAGGGGUGUCAAACUCAAUAUUGCCCCAAGGGCCACAUUCGGUCUUCAACAAGGUGAAUGUAGGUGUAUUAUCAUUUCUACACAGUUUUGAUUUGGUUUUAGUCCUUAAAACAGUGUUCCCCAAAUUUGGCCCAGGGGUGGUUUUAUUUGGUCCCUCAAGCUUUUUACAUUUUAUUUUCAUUGUUGGACAUAAAAGGUAGUAAAACCACCAGGAAAUCAGCUCCAAGUGAUUUUAAUUUUGGAAAUCUGCUCCCAAGUAUUCCCAUACUUAGACACCUGAUCCUAUAUGAAUAUAAGCAAGGUUUGAAAGUAUUGUUUUAGUCAAACAUGAUAUGUUUGGGCUUCUUGCGGUCAAUUAGCAAUAUACAAAUUUAUUAUUUUUAUGUAAUUAUGUUCCGGCCCCCUGACCAUCCGCUCAAAAAAAUCGGCCCACGGCUUUAUCUAGUUAAUGAUCCUUGUUUUAAAGUACAUUGAGUUCAUUUUUUGUUUUGUUUUACUCAAAUCAUCCACAGGGUGGAUUGGACCCCCCUCCAUAUGUUUGACACCCCUGCUUUAAAAGGUAGUGUUGCCACUAGCAUGUGUUUGUGUGACAGACAAUACUUUGUUUUUAACUAUCCAAGGUCUCACCUGUGCUUUUUAAUAUUUUCAAGUUGCCUCUGAAUCAACAAAGAAAUUAUCAUUUUAUUUGACCCAAAUAGCCUGUGAUUCUGAAAUGUCCCGCAGGCUGAAAGCUGUCUAAGCGAUUUCCAUGGAUUCAAUAAUUUACCUUUUUAGAUGAAGACCUUGUAACAUUUCAUAAUUUGAAACACUUUCCCUUAAAGCUGAAGGGACUUAAGCAAUCAUUAAAGCAAGGAAGAUGAACCCUUCAAACAGUGAAACUGCUUGCAUCAUUGUUGCCAAACAUAAUUUGAAGCACAGCGUUUUAAGGAAAUUCUUAGUUUGCAGCUUUUAGAAAUGCUGAAAUAAGAAAGUGCCUGCAUUUGUUUCACACUGACUGUUUGAGGACAGAGCUUUUUUCAUUUCAGUUUUACCUUACUUGAAUGUUCAAAGUGUUUUAGGAGCUUGCUUUUAAAAUAUGCCUAUGAACCCUAAAUGUGGUAAAAACCUGAUAGCUUGUCAGCUAGCUGGUAUGAAAUACUUCGGGCUCUAUUCAAUCCGUAUCGCAGAAGUUCAGCGUUACAUCAUGAUUGCUUUUAAAUUUCAAUGUUCCCGCAUUAGCGGAGACUGCAUUCACGGUAAACGCUGCAUGUUUGCCUGGCUACCCAAACUCCUUGCUCCAAACAGCCGCUAUGCCACACCCACGGAUGUUUUUCUUCUCCGCAAUGAGUCUGGAUCCGAGUACCCCCCUGACGAUUUCUAGAACGUAAACAAAAAACUAAACGUGCACCCCUUGGUGUUCCGAGGAUGGGAAACGCUGUUCUAACCUUUCUGGUCCAGAGCCAGAACACGUGGGUAAUGCAACGUUUGGAAAUUCAGCAUUGGCUUUGAUACUUUAAUUGGGUAGAGAUGAUCCAAUCGCUGAGGACUUUUUGUACACCACCAAACGACUUCAAUGAUGGUAGUGUCAUACUGAAGUAUGUGUCGAAUGAACUAAUUAAGUUUGAGUCGUCAGUCAAUGCAUGUCGGCUCAAUCGGAAAUGACCUUUCUAUUGCCCAUCAGUAAUGCUUCAGCGAUCCACAUUGAAUAGAGCCUGUAGUGUUAACCUUUUUUUUUUUAUUAACGUUUUCCAGUUAAGAGACGUCUGAGAUCUUGGUGCAGACCAGGGGGUGUUGAAGCUCCCUGGUCGGUUAUGAAUUGUUUAACAGGUUCAGUAAAGUGUUUUUGUUUACCCUCAACCUCACUGACAACGCUGACCUUGUUUCCAUAUGAUGGAAACUUUGCAAAGCUGUUUUUAUCAAGUACCACAGCCUUGGAAUGUGAAAGUGAGACAGAACACAGCUUGCGGGAGGAACAUAUUUUCAGUAGAUAACUCCUAUGUAAGAGCGUGUAUAGUAUUUUUUUUUAGAACAUCAGAAUCAUUUGAUCAGCUGGACUUGUGUAUUGGCUGCUAUGUAAUUCAUGAACAAACAUGGUAGGUUAGAUUUACUUAAUAUUUAAGAUUGUAUAGUCUUUGUUUUGUAACAUGUUUCUGUAAAUAAAUAAUUUAUACAGCUAUUUA
Messenger RNA from Salmo salar (Atlantic salmon), 7480 nucleotides. Its product is annotated as ataxin-7. The record is from RefSeq and is a predicted model, not a curated record. NCBI's taxonomy places the organism in Eukaryota, Metazoa, Chordata, Actinopteri, Salmoniformes, Salmonidae.